GUAGUGAUUUUAGAUGAGCCAACAGCUGGGCUAGAUCCAGAUGCCCGACGUCAAGUGUGGGAUAUUCUGCAGUGCGAGCGACAUUCGCGCACACUUCUUGUGACUACGCAUCAUAUGGAUGAAGCAGAUUACCUGGGUGACCGCAUAGCAAUCAUGGCUAAUGGCCGGUUGCGUUGUCUCGGCUCUCCACUAUUUCUAAAGUCCAGAUUCGGUGCUGCUUAUCAAUUAACUAUAAUGAAGACUACUAAUUCUGAACACGAAUUGAUUGUCAAUCACGUACGCAAAUUCAUUCCAAACGCAGAACUACGCUCCAGCCUCGCAAAUGAAAUUGUAGUCCUGUUAUCGUUUGAAACAGUUGGUCGCUUCUCAGAACUUCUUAGAGACCUAGAUAUCAACAGAUUUACCCUAGGAAUACUUCAAUAUGGUAUCUCUAUCACCACUAUGGAGGAAGUUUUCUUCAGUUCUUUUAUUUAA
This is a messenger RNA of Protopolystoma xenopodis, 474 nucleotides long. The record is from the annotation of a GenBank genome assembly. NCBI's taxonomy places the organism in Eukaryota, Metazoa, Platyhelminthes, Monogenea, Polystomatidea, Polystomatidae.